Durusdinium trenchii is the source of this 312-nucleotide messenger RNA. The record is from the annotation of a GenBank genome assembly. Lineage: Eukaryota; Dinophyceae; Suessiales; Symbiodiniaceae.
AUGGCGGAUGCGAAGAUUUCUGAAAUCGAGAAGCAUUUCGCCAAGACCGGCCGUGGUGGCACCCCCGUGCCCUCUUGGACCCAACGACAAGGAGAUUGGGUCAUCGUCAGCGAGGCACACGGAUCUGGCGAAGAUGAUCACUACAACUAUGGCCUGUUCCACAUCCCCAGCUUCACCGAGUCCUCGCGCGCCUUGGUCUUCGCCGCCUUCACGGAUCUCAGUCAUGUGGGUGUCAAAGGGAAUGGAUCCAAGCUGCGCUUUGGCGAGGAGGGAAAGCUGCUGAAGGUGGGCCCGGGCGGCCGAGCACGGUGA